CAAUGCCUGCAAUGGCAGGCGGAUGCCCGAGGGUAAAUAUAUGAAAAUCGUCCACACAUAGUAGACAUCCGUCUACUUUGAGCCGGUGCCAUUACCCGGGGAUGGAGUCUGGGGUCUGGGGCUUCGGGACGUGAGGCCAAGUCUGGGGCUGUCUAGAUGACGGGGGUCUGUGUGCCGACGGUUGCCUGAUCGGAGACAAGGAGAUACACUCGGCGGACAGUGCCCCGGCCUUGCAACGCGAAUGAAGUCAUCCGGAACUCUAGAAUACGUACGAAGACCAAAACAGAAAAGGGAAUCCAUCGGAUUGGCCCAUAUAAAGCUCUUGGGAUUCUUCUCUGCUUGUCAUUAUACAGACAUUUCUAUUAUUUUCACGAGUAACGUUACAAUAUGGCCCCCUCCGCCGAGUUACCGGGCCGUGAAGCCCUCGCCGCUCGAGUCGUUCCUAGUAUGGUGUUCAGCGAUGGCAGCCUUUCCUCCAUGACUCCCCCACCCCAGCCCAGCCUGGAGAACGAUGCAACAAAGGGCGCACAGAAGAGAUUUACCGUGCAAGGCAACGCAGUCGUUACCGGCGGAGCUGGCACUCUGGGGUUACAAUCCUGCGAAGCCCUGCUCGAGCACGGUUUGAACGGACUCAUGAUAUUCGAUGCGAACCCGACAAACGCACAGACGAAAAUCAAGGAGUUGCAAAAGAAAUUCCCCCACGCUCAAAUUGCCACGAUGCAAGUCGAUGUGACUGAUGAAGUGGCCGUGGAAGCUGCAAUGGAGACCACCACUCGGAUGCUCGGAUCAAUCGAUGCCUUGGUCUGCUUUGUCGGGAUUGUGGGCUGUGUGGAGACGCUGGAAAUGCCGGUUGGACAGUGGCGGAAGGUGAUUGAUGUGAAUACCACGGGAUCGUUCAUCUGCGCUCAGGCUGCGGCCCGACACAUGGUGGCGCAGGGCACUGGCGGCUCCAUCACCUUCAUUGCCUCCAUCUCUGCACACCGGGUCAAUUAUCCCCAGCCCCAGGCCGCAUACAAUGUGAGCAAGGCCGGGGUGCUGAUGCUGAAGAACUGUCUGGCUGCCGAAUGGGCGCGGUAUGGCAUCCGGACGAAUAGUAUCAGUCCUGGGUAUAUGGAUACGAUCUUGAAUGAGGGUGAUGGGAUUGCUGAACACCGGAGGGUGUGGGCGGCACGUAACCCCAGUGGAAGAAUGGGUGCUCCGUCGGAGCUGACGGGCGCGGUGGUGUUGUUGGUGAGCAGUGCGGCGACUUAUAUUAAUGGGACGGAUCUUGUUGUGGAUGGGGGAGGUCUUGUGCUUUGAUUUGAGUAGUAUGCUGCUGAAACCAUAGAAUCAAUCAAUCAAUCGGAGGGCUCCUGGAGAAGGGGAGCGCUUAGCGCCUCCCGGUCCCUCUCCCUGCUGCCACUCCACUAGUCUACCUCUUCAUCUCUCAUCUCUUCAUGCCAGUAU
Messenger RNA from Aspergillus sclerotioniger CBS 115572, 1446 nucleotides. RefSeq names its product oxidoreductase. The transcript has a single exon. The record is from RefSeq and is a predicted model, not a curated record. Bases 388 to 1299 code for a protein of 303 amino acids. Lineage: Eukaryota; Fungi; Ascomycota; Eurotiomycetes; Eurotiales; Aspergillaceae. Gene Ontology annotation, molecular function: oxidoreductase activity, acting on the CH-OH group of donors, NAD or NADP as acceptor.